AUGACUUAUGCUUUGUCAAUUGAAGAAAAUGAAGUUUAUCUGCCUAAUGAUGAGCUCUGGAUCUAUGAAAUGGAUAGCGGGUUAUGGACAAUGCACCUAAUGGAAGGAGAGUUACCUACCUCCAUGUCAGGAAGCUGUGGGGCCAGCAUUAAUGGGAAGCUGUACAUUUUUGGUGGAUUUGAUGAUAAAGGAUACAGUAAUCGGCUGUAUUAUGUUAAUUUGCGAACAAAAAAUGGAACCUAUAGGUGGAAAAAAAUUACAAAUUUUAAAGGUCAACCUCCUACACCACGUGACAAGCUUUCCUGCUGGGUGUAUAAGGACAGGCUAAUAUAUUUUGGUGGCUAUGGCUGUAGGAAGCAUAAUGAACUGAGUGAUUGUUUUGAUGUCCAUGAUGCAUUUUGGGAAGGACAGAUAUUCUGGGGAUGGCAUAACGAUGUUCAUGUUUUUGAUACAACCACACAAACUUGGUCUCAACCAGCAAUUAGAGGUGGAGAUCCACCUCAGCCUCGAGCAGCUCAUACAUGUGCUGUGCUGGGAAAUAAAGGUUACAUCUUUGGAGGACGAGUGCUGCAAACUAGAAUGAAUGAUUUGCACUGCCUGAAUUUAGACACUUGGACUUGGUCUGGAAGAAUUAGUAUCAGUGGAGAGAAACCAAAAGAUCGAUCCUGGCACACGUUGACUCCGAUAGGAGAUGACAGACUCUUUCUUUUUGGUGGACUAAGUUCUGAUAAUGUCCCUUUAAGUGAUGGCUGGAUUCACAGCAUUACAACAAAUGGAUGGAAACAACUUACCCAUUUGCCUAAGAGUAGGCCUAGAUUGUGGCAUACAGCCUGCCUUGGAAAGGAAGGAGAAGUGAUGGUGUUUGGUGGAAGCAAAGAUGACUUGCAUUUCAUGGACACAGGUCACUGCAGUGACUUGUUGAUAUUUCAGACCCAACCUUAUUCGCUCCUCAGGUUGUGUCUUGACUGCAUUGGUAAAAAUGCAGCUCUCCUAAAGAAUCAAAUACCAUGCUUGCCAUCGAAACUUUUGCAGCAAGUGCUGAAAAAAAUAACCUUCUGGGCUGCAGUUAACCACCGGCAAGAGAAGAAAGCUGAAACGGAAAGACAAAGUCAACUAAAUACCACAUGAACAAUGGC
Molecule: messenger RNA, 1136 nt
Organism: Nipponia nippon (crested ibis)
Lineage: Eukaryota; Metazoa; Chordata; Aves; Pelecaniformes; Threskiornithidae
Source: RefSeq, a predicted model, not a curated record